AUGCCUUUCAACACUGAGCUGACCCGACGGUUGGGUAUCAAAGUACCCAUCGUCCAGGGCGGCAUGCAGCACGUCGGCACAGCCGACCUCGCCUCGGCCGUCUCCAACGCCGGCGCCCUGGGAAUCAUCACCGCCCUCAUCUUCCCGACCCCCGAAGAGCUGCGCAAGGAGAUCCGCCGCUGCAAGACCCUCACGAAGUACCCCUUCGCCGUCAACAUCACCCUCCUGCCGGCGCUCGUGCCCCCGGACUACGGCGCCUACGCCCAGGUCGUCAUCGACGAGGGCAUCCGCAUCGUCGAGACGGCCGGCAACUCGCCCGGGCCCGUCAUCAAGCAGCUCAAGGCGGCGGGCGUCACGAUCCUGCACAAGUGCACGACGAUCCGGCACGCGCAGAGCGCCGUGAAGCUGGGCGUCGACUUCCUCAGCAUCGACGGCUUCGAGUGCGCGGGCCACGUGGGCGAGUCGGACAUCACCAACUUCAUCCUGCUGUCGCGCGCGCGGCAGUCGCUCAAGGUGCCGUUCAUCGCGAGCGGCGGCUUCGCGGACGGCGAGGGGCUCGCGGCGGCGCUGUGCCUGGGCGCGUGCGGCAUCAACAUGGGCACGCGCUUCAUGUGCACGCUGGAGGCGCCAAUCCACCACAAGAUCAAGGAGGAGAUCGUCAAGGCGCAGGAGACGGACACGGCGCUGCUGCUGAGGCGGUGGAGGAACACGACGCGCCUGUACCGCAACAAGGUCACGGAGGAGGCGAUCAAGGUCGAGCAGGAGAGCACCUCGGGCGAGUUCUCCGAGAUCGCGCCGCUGGUUAGCGGGAAGCGCGGGAAGGAGGUGUUUAUCACUGGUGAUCCGGACUAUGGCGUCUGGACAGCCGGUCAGGUCAUUGGACUGAUUCAUGAUAUCCCCUCGGUCAAGGACCUGGUGCCCAGGAUAGAGAAAGAGGCCGAGGCGGCGCUGAAGGAGAGGUUGUCGCUCAUCCAGCCGGUAGCGAAAUUGUAG
This is a messenger RNA of Colletotrichum aenigma, 993 nucleotides long. Its product is annotated as Nitronate monooxygenase. The record is from RefSeq and is a predicted model, not a curated record. The coding region runs from base 1 to 993 and encodes 330 amino acids. Gene Ontology annotation, molecular function: nitronate monooxygenase activity. NCBI's taxonomy places the organism in Eukaryota, Fungi, Ascomycota, Sordariomycetes, Glomerellales, Glomerellaceae. The transcript is spliced from 3 exons.